Phyllostomus discolor (pale spear-nosed bat) is the source of this 4714-nucleotide messenger RNA. RefSeq names its product BTB/POZ domain-containing protein KCTD7. NCBI's taxonomy places the organism in Eukaryota, Metazoa, Chordata, Mammalia, Chiroptera, Phyllostomidae. The coding region runs from base 220 to 2571 and encodes 783 amino acids. Gene Ontology annotation, molecular function: zinc ion binding; small GTPase binding; DNA binding. The record is from RefSeq and is a predicted model, not a curated record. The transcript has 12 exons. Gene Ontology annotation, cellular component: cytosol; endocytic vesicle. Gene Ontology annotation, biological process: vesicle-mediated transport; protein homooligomerization.
GUCAGGCCCGGCCGGCGAUCGCAGCGGUGGCCGGGCUAUCUCGUCUCGUGGGCUGAGGGCGGGGCGGCUUUCAGCACUGCUGCUGCUCUCUCAACCCCCCUCACCCGACCCCGCUCCCGUGGCCGCCCGCGUCAUGCCAGGCGGUGCUCCACGCUAGUGCUGCCGCCGGGUCUGUUGCCCGCCUGCCUGAAGCCGCGCCCACUGCCCAGAGCCAGAGGGAUGGUGGUAGUCACGGGGCGGGAGCCAGACAGCCGUCGUCCGGACGGUGCCAUGUCCAGCUCCGACGCCGAAGACGACUUUUUGGAGCCGGCCACCCCGACGGCCACGCAGGCGGGGCACGCGCUGCCCCUGCUGCCCCAAGAGUUUCCUGAGGUUGUUCCCCUUAACAUCGGAGGAGCUCACUUCACCACACGCCUGUCCACCCUGCGGCGCUAUGAAGACACCAUGCUGGCGGCCAUGUUCAGCGGGCGUCAUUACAUCCCCACCGACGCUGAGGGCCGGUACUUCAUUGAUCGGGAUGGCACACACUUUGGAGAUGUGCUGAAUUUCCUGCGCUCAGGGGACCUGCCGCCCCGGGAACGUGUGCGGGCUGUGUACAAAGAGGCCCAAUACUACGCCAUCGGGCCCCUCUUGGAGCAGCUGGAGAACAUGCAGCCACUGAAGGGGGAGAAAGUGCGCCAAGCCUUUCUGGGGCUCAUGCCCUAUUACAAAGACCAUUUGGAGCGGAUUGUGGAGAUUGCCCGGCUGCGUGCAGUACAGCGGAAGGCCCGCUUUGCCAAGCUCAAGGUCUGUGUCUUCAAAGAGGAGAUGCCCAUCACCCCCUAUGAGUGUCCACUUCUCAACUCUCUGCGCUUUGAGCGGAGCGAGAGUGACGGGCAGCUGUUUGAGCACCACUGUGAAGUGGAUGUGUCUUUUGGGCCCUGGGAGGCUGUGGCUGAUGUUUAUGACCUGCUGCACUGCCUGGUCACAGACCUCUCAGCCCAGGGCCUCAUCGUGGACCACCAGUGCAUUGGGGUGUGUGACAAACACCUCAUCAACCACUACUACUGCAAGCGCCCCAUCUAUGAGUUCAAGAUCACAUGGUGGAAGAAGAUGAGCCUUAAGUCUGAACGCAGAGGAAUUCAUGUGGAUCAAUCAGAGCUCCUAUGCAAGAAAGGAUGUGGUUACUAUGGCAACCCCGCUUGGCAUGGUUUCUGUUCCAAGUGCUGGAGGGAGGAGUACCACAAAGCCAGGCAGAAGCAGAUUCAGGAGGACUGGGAACUGGCAGAGCGACUGCAGCGGGAAGAGGAGGAGGCCUUUGCCAGUAGUCAGAGCAGCCAAGGGGCUCAGUCCCUCACAUUUUCCAAGUUCGAAGAAAAGAAAACCAAUGAGAAGACCCGCAAGGUCACCACAGUGAAGAAGUUCUUCAGUGCUUCAUCCAGGGUUGGAUCAAAGAAGGCAGAAAUUCAGGAAGCAAAAGCUCCCAGUCCUUCCAUAAACCGGCAAACCAGCAUUGAAACGGAUAGAGUGUCUAAAGAGUUCAUAGAAUUUCUCAAGACCUUCCACAAGACAGGCCAAGAAAUCUAUAAGCAGACCAAGCUGUUUUUGGAAGCAAUGCAUUACAAAAGGGAUUUAAGCAUUGAGGAACAAUCAGAGUGUACUCAGGAUUUUUACCAAAAUGUGGCCGAAAGAAUGCAGACUCGAGGAAAAGUGUCUCCAGAAAGAGUUGAGAAGAUAAUGGAUCAGAUUGAAAAGUACAUCAUGACUCGUCUCUACAAGUACGUGUUCUGUCCAGAAACUACUGAUGAUGAGAAGAAAGACCUCGCUAUUCAAAAGAGGAUCAGAGCCCUUCACUGGGUUACACCUCAGAUGCUUUGUGUCCCUGUUAAUGAAGAAAUUCCUGAAGUGUCUGAUAUGGUGGUGAAAGCAAUUACAGAUAUUAUUGAAAUGGAUUCGAAGCGUGUGCCUAGAGAUAAGCUGGCCUGCAUCACCAAGUGCAGCAAGCACAUCUUCAAUGCCAUCAAGAUCACCAAAAACGAGCCGGCCUCAGCCGAUGACUUCCUACCCACUCUCAUCUACAUUGUGCUGAAGGGUAACCCCCCGCGCCUUCAAUCUAAUAUUCAGUAUAUCACCCGCUUCUGCAACCCAAGCCGAUUGAUGACUGGGGAGGAUGGCUACUAUUUCACCAAUCUGUGCUGCGCUGUGGCUUUCAUUGAGAAAUUAGAUGCCCAGUCUUUGAAUUUAAGUCAGGAAGAUUUUGAUAGAUACAUGUCUGGCCAGACUUCUCCCAGAAAGCAAGAAUCUGAGAAUUGGUCUCCUGAUGCUUGUUUAGGUGUCAAGCAAAUGUAUAAGAACUUGGAUCUCCUGUCUCAGUUGAAUGAACGACAGGAAAGGAUUAUGAAUGAAGCCAAGAAACUUGAAAAAGAUCUAAUAGAUUGGACAGAUGGAAUUGCAAAAAAGGUUCAAGACAUUGUUGAGAAAUGUCCACUUGAAAUUAAGCCCCCAAAUCAGUCUUUAGCAGCUAUUGACUCUGAAAAUGUUGAAAAUGAUAAACUUCCUCCACCAUUGCAACCUCAGGUUUAUGCAGGAUGAUAAAAAUGCACAUGGAUAGUAUUUAUUUGAACCUAAAUUGUAGCUAGCCCUUACUACAGUCCACUGACCGAGUUAUAGAAUAUAACUUAAUUGUUUAUAAAUGUCAGAGAAUUUUUAAAGGUACAGUUUGUAAGGAUUGUUUUUGUUUUGUUUUGUUUUGUUUUUCCUGGCAGGGGAAGCUUAGUAAAUAAUAAAGUACUAUUUAUUUGAGUUACUGAAAUAGAUUCAUUUAAGGCUUGUGUGAAGAUUCUGUCUAAACCUGUUUUUUCCACGGUUUCCCUCUGUGCUUCCUCGUGGUGGUCAGUGUGGGGUAGACUGGGGUAAAUAAUUGACUCUUUAAGGGUAAAACAAAUGAAUGCUACAAAAAUGUAUGUUUAAGGGAAUUCAAUGGUACCACUACUCUGUAAGUUGAAAUAAUUUUAUAAUUGUAAAGAUAGAAGAUAUAUUGAUAAGUAAGUAUAUAAAAUUGUAAAUAUGUAAAGAAAAGGAAUGGUGUGUGCUGUGCAUGGCAUUUCAUGUGUUCAUUGUCUUUGUUUAAAAUAGUAGAUUGAAUGUUCGCCUUUAACACCAUUGUAUUUGGUUUGCCCACUAAAGUGAAUGUUGAAGAGUGUAGACAUACUCCCCUUAAAGUGUUGAUUCCAUCUUUAACAAUAUGGUAACCCUGACUUUGAGGUCCUAUAUAGCCAGAAACUAUGACACUAUUGGGGUUUGGGAUAACUUAAGUCAUAUAAAAUUGCUGCUCAGUAUAGUCAAUUGAAGGCUUUGAUCCAUGCUUCUCAUACUUCUUUCCUCUCUGUAUUCAGCAAAUAUUUAUUGAGCUUGCCCUGGGUCAAAGGGCAGAGGCGUGAGUGGGGCCCUGCUGGUGAGAGCUAAAGUGCAGGGGGUACCUUUCACUUCCAUAGUAGACUUUUGACUUUAUGGACAAGCCAGACACAUGUCAUAUAAACCUCUUUUGGGGUUCCUCAGUCUCAAUACUGUUGACAUUUGGGGCCUGAAGGGUUUUUGUUAUGGGGGCUGCCCUGUGAAUUAUGGAAUGUUUAGCAACAUCUCUAGUCUCCAUACCCACUAGAUGCUAGUAGUACCCCCCAUGGUAGUGAAAAAUCAUCUUCAGACAUUGUUACCCAGUGGGGCAGGUUGGGGAGCUCAAUUAACCACUGAUCUCUUUUGUAAGCAAGAGAGUACUCCUGGCAGUUAAUAUUGACGGAACCAAAGAAUACUGCAUUGAAUGCACAGUAUAAUGUUAACUGAUACUGUUUCAAUGAGGCUUUAUAGCCACCGUCAGUGUGAAACUUCUUCUAAUUCUAAUGCAGCCUCUCAUAACCUGAAUAUGCCGUUUAUGAUCCUCCUUCCCAUCAGUGAUUUCUGCACAUCAUCAGUGUGCCUGUGAAACGGCGUCAUUCUUAGAGCACCAUUCUUGAACAAGGUCGUGUCACGCAAAGAAAGUUUCCUUUGCUUUCCCAGUAUACCUUGCUAAUCAUGUACCACAAAUUCGUAGUGCAGUAACUUUGGAAUAAAGCUAGGGUAAGCAUAAGGCUUUUUAUCCUUAAAUUUACAUAUAAAAUCCAUGAAGUUGACACAUCCAUUGUCAUAAAGCACUGAAGACAUGAAGUGGUUCACUGAGUCAGCUGAUCACCAAGUUCAAAUAGAAUGGAAUGAGUUACUAUCAAAUACCAAUGAGAAUUCGUUCACAGAGUCUGCUCUUAGAAACAUGGGCCCAAUUGAUUUUCAUAGAGAGCUUUCCCCCUUUUUUCUUUUCUAUGUACUUUCUAGGUGCUAAUCCAGAUAUGCACAUUCUUAAUUCUCCUGGGAAUAAAUAGUUCUUUCAGUCAUUGUAUAUUAUGUUUGUUAAAUAAAAUGUGCAUAUCUGCCUCCCACUAAAGCUGUCUUUUGGUUUCUUACAUAUCUUUAAAGCAAUUUGUUGAAUUGACUUUUUUGCAUAUAUUUAUAUUGGUUGAAUACUUCAGGUAUGGACUCUUUCUUGCCUAGGUAGAGGCUUAAACUUCUCUUAAGUUAGCAUCAGUACUACGGCCAGAGUUUCUGUUUUCUUAUCCAGAAAGUACUGAUAUUUUAUGUACUAUAAAUAUGAUUACAAUAAAUCUUUGGAACAGAAGUCCUUAUCAAUAAAGUUUCAUGAUCCAUUCCU